Diaporthe batatas is the source of this 1015-nucleotide messenger RNA. RefSeq lists its product as uncharacterized. Lineage: Eukaryota; Fungi; Ascomycota; Sordariomycetes; Diaporthales; Diaporthaceae. The record is from RefSeq and is a predicted model, not a curated record. The coding region runs from base 207 to 794 and encodes 195 amino acids. The transcript is spliced from 2 exons.
GCUACGGAGAGGGACACCAACAUAUUUAAGCGCAGCUUCAUGUCAAUCAUCGGUCACUUCGUGCAUGUUGGCGCAUGAUUCCAUCAACUCUGAACUUUCUCUCGCAGUAUUAAAAAGUUGCCGCCGCACACCCUAACAAGUACCUAGGUACGUGAUAUUAUCAUCUGCAACGACCGCCAAGAUACAUUCUUGUAAACGCACACGGGAUGCAUCGAAUUAUCUCCGCCUUCGUGGCCUAUGCCGCAUAUGUCUCUUGCACACCCCUCGGAAAGACCACCCCGGAUCCAGCUGGCUGUUCAGAGACCUCAUUCAAGGACUUCAAAUGGACAAUACAAGACUUCGACUACCACGCUUCCUAUAUCUUCACUACUCCUUCCCAUCAGAAUUCCUGGGGCUAUGCGAAUUUCCAACUCUCGAACCCAGCAGUGCCGGAUUUCGUGGCUUCAUGCAACGCAGCAAGCAGCCAGCUUUCAGACUUUUUCUACGGGACCUUGCAAUACAACUGCACAUACGAUGGACAGGUUGGCGAGCCAGGGCCAGCACCGGCAAAAUUCACAUUCAGCCGGCCGUCCAAUGAGCUGGUCAUCGACCAAAAGUGGGUUUGCCGCGACCAAGACCCCAAGUACCCUAUUACUUUCACAGCCCAUGGACAAGUCAAUUUGACACUGGAGUGCACUGACACUACCUGGCAAAACACAAACUGGACCCUGGGCCAGUUCUAUUCAACGAGGAACGUGAAUUGUGCACCGGUGACGGUUGAUCUGAAGCCAUCUCAGAUUUCGGCGGUUGCGUAGGCCGGUGUCAGAAAACAAUACCGGGUGGAUGACUUCGUAGCACCACUGAAGGAACAGUUCAAGUUUUGAGAGAGUGCAGGAUUAGGACGGGGAAACUAACGCAGGUGGUAAUGAACAAGCUAAUUAGGCCAUCACAAUUAAUGUUUAAACCCUCAGCUCAUACGAGUGAAGCUUUCGAGUACAAGUGAAUUUAAUUGCUAUAUUUCGAGGCCAUUAAAGAA